CUCUGCUUCAUGGAUAUGGCCACCCAGCUGCUCCAUCCAUCCUAUCCGCAGACCACGUGACCCACUUCUCCCAUGUCCUUCACUAGUUCAUUCAGCAUGAUGGCUGCGGAUGCUGCGGAUGCUCUCUGCUGCAUCCUGCAUCCGCGCCGGCUCUCUCUCCUCCUCCUCACUGUCACCCUCUCAUCUCUGCCGGACCCAACAGCAGCGCUGCUCGGCGUCCGGCCGGAGGAUACUGAUAGAGGAGAGCUGUCCGUACAGGGUGGGAUACUAAGGGCGACCGAGGGGACCCGCUUCAUGCUGAGGGUUUACUACACUGCAGCUCUUGCCGCGGAGCAUCCCAACAGUCCAAACAUCAGCGGCAGACCUGAUGCUGCUUCUGUGGCUCCGUGGAUAGCGUUUAUUGAGGAACCAGGCAAUGACAGUGGGGAUUCGGAGAGGCGACUCCAGUCCAGAGGGAAUCCGUGUGACGAGGAAAAUGCUCGGAGCUCGGACAUCGAGCUUCUGGGCUCCUUCAGAUCCACCUCAAGUCAGAACUCAGUUUUGGUGGAGCUGCUCGCGAAGGACCUUCGCAGAGGAGAGGCGAUCAAAUACUACUCCAUGUGCGCAUUCGAUGGAGUGAAAUGGGAGCAUUUCAGCACCAAAGACUUUUGGUUGGCGGUGGUGGAGAGACCUCAAGAGGCGGAUGUUUGGCUCCAGACGGGGGUCUCCGUGCUGCUGUUGGCGCUGUCUGCGCUUUGCAGCGGGCUGAACAUCAGCAUGCUGGCUCUGGACCCCGUGGAGCUUCGGGUCCUGCAGAACAGCGGCACGGAGAAGGAGCAGAAAUACGCACGGAAUAUAGAGUCUGUGCGUAAACAUGGAAACUACAUCCUCUGCACGGUAGUGCUGGGCAACGUGCUUACAAACACAUGCUUUGUGGUGUGGAUGUGCCAGAUUUUAGGAAUGACUGCACUUUCAACUGCCUCAUGCACUUUUGGGAUAUUCUUUAUUGGAGAGAUUUUACCUCACUCCGUGGCGUCCAGGCACAGCCUCGCCAUCGCGUCCAAGACGCUCUGCGCCACCCGCCUCCUUAUGCUGGUCUUCUUCCCCAUCGCCUACCCCGUCUCAAAGAUCCUGGAUUUCUUACUGCACCAGGAGAUCAGCAGCUUCUACACCAGGGAGAAGUUGGUGGCCAUGCUGCGCGUCACAGACCCGUACCACGACCUGGUCAAAGAGGAGCUCAACAUCAUCCAAGGAGCGCUGGAGCUGCGAACUAAAACCGUGGAGGACGUGCUGACCCCACUGUCAGACUGCUACAUGCUCUCCUCAGACGCAGCGCUGGACUUCUGCACCAUGUCAGACGUGAUGCAGAGCGGGUUCACGAGGAUCCCGGUCUACGAGAACGACAGGUCCAACAUCGUGGACAUCCUGUUUGUGAAAGACUUGGCCUUCGUGGAUCCUGACGACUGCACUCCUCUGAAAACAAUCACUCAGUUUUACAAGCAUCCAAUGCACUGCGUGUUCAAUGACACCAAGCUGGAUGUGAUGCUGGAGGAGUUUAAGAGAGGUAAGUCCCACCUGGCCGUGGUGCAGAGGGUGAACAGCGAGGGGGAGGGAGAUCCUUUCUAUGAGGUGAUGGGCAUUGUCACCCUUGAGGACGUCAUAGAGGAGAUCAUCAAGUCUGAGAUCGUGGACGAGACAGACCUGUACACUGAUAAUCGAACCAAAAGGCGAGUAUCACACCACGAGAGGAAGCAGCAGGAUUUCUCCAUCUUCAAACUUGCGGAAAACGAGCUGAAGGUUAAGAUCUCACCCCAGUUGUUGCUGGCAACACACCGCUUCUUGGCUACAGAGGUGGAGCCUUUCAGACCCUGUCACCUGUCAGAGAAGAUCCUGCUGCGUCUCAUCAAACAUCCCAGCGUUGUGCAAGAACUCAAAUUCAAUCCGAAGAACAAACACGCUCCUCAACACUACCUCUUCCAGAGAAACAAACCUGUCGACUACUUUGUCCUCAUCCUGCAGGGCCGGGUGGAGGUUGAGAUAGGAAAGGAGGCUCUGCGCUUUGAGAAUGGAGCAUUUUCCUACUAUGGCAUGCCAGCACUCAUCCCCCCCCUGCCUAUCGGUCAGAGGUAUAGUUCCCGAGGUAGCGGUCUAAACCAAUCAGAUUCCUUACUGAGUGGAGGCAGUGUGGGUCAGCUCACUGCAGGAGGAGGGGCUUACUUACCCGACUACUCUGUGCGCCAGCUCACAGACCUGCAGAUCAUCAAGAUAACUAGAAACCACUACCAGAAUGCCCUCACAGCCAGCAGGAUGGACAGCUUCCCACAGACUCCAGACUCAUUGGAUCUUAAAGAAAGGCCUCCGAUCCCAGAGGCCCGCUCGCACAGCAUCGCCCUCCCCCUCACGCACACACACACUCGACUGGGGCUGGCACGCCUUGCACAUCUGCAUCCCCAUGGUGGCCUUCGCAACAUGUCCCAGCUCAAUGAGAGAAACCGAAUCGUUCGCAGUAAAUCUGACGGGCAGAGGAGUCCCAAUGAUACUGUGUUCCUCCGCAUGGAUGAGAUUCCCUACAUCCACGAGGACCGACCAGACAUUUAUGGAGAGAAUGAUGUGCCUAUAGAGUCUCUGCCGUCCACCUCCCCGUUCAUCAGCUCCCGCUCUCUGUCCAGCUCUGAGGAGAACAUUGGAAAGAAGCUGCUGCGUAAACUGAGCAACAAGAGGCGGAAAAAGUCUCGAGAUGAGGAAAAAAGUUUGGAGGAACGUUCGGAGGGAAGUUCAGAGCAAUUACCAGCCGCAAGCUAGCACUGUCAGACUGAGGAGGAGGGAUGAAGCACACACCUUCUUCCUCUUCAUCAUUCACAGGUUUCACCCCUUAACAACAAUCAACCCUUCAUAAACUCUCUCCACGCUUCAACCGUGACUCUCACAGGAGACUGAGCCAUCAUACCUGCUGUACUCUCUGUCCCACCUCUGCCUGACUUCACACCCUUAAAGUGACGUAACAAUAGGGACGGAUCUUAUAAAAACUUGAUUGGACAAAUCUAGACAACGUAGUUUUGGAUUUAUCCAGCCUUACACUGGACUGUGUGGACCUCACAUGUUUUGAAUUAGCAUGUGUUAGCUUUUCAUGGUAGCCUUUAGCCAUAUUGCUAACAUUGAAGCAUGUCAUUUUAGCCAUAAUGUGUUAACGCAGCAUAGCGAUCAUGUCUGAGCCAUUUUUCACCUUUUACUUGGAUUCAACUAUAAAAAGAGUAUUUAUUAUUUACUUGUGAAGACGAGGCCGUUCCAACACAAUGAUAAUGUGUUUUGCACAGGGAACUGUGUUCAUGUUGCCAUAAGGGUGCCACUUACUGCCAAACACAACUCAACACACUAGCCAUCAGCCAACACAAGGGGUGCACCGAUUGAGGAAAUCUGAUACUUCAAAAUAGUAUCAGAUUAAUAAAUAUUAGAUAAAUAGAAAAUACUGAUUCCAAUGUUCCUAACAACAGUGUUGCCGAUAGUCGAUUCAAAUACCAAUGUUUUUAAGAUAUUUGUUGUUGCAUAUUUAAUUCAAUCGUAAAAACAAUUGCUUUAAAAGCUUCCUCAGCCUGCUUUACAAUCACAAACUCAGCAAUUUUUAGAGAUUACACAGCCCAACAAAUCUCCCAAAAAAAGAAAGGAAUGUAAUUUAACACAGAAUUUCAUCCUGCUUUUCUAUAACAGUGAAUAGUUUCACCAAUCAAACAUCUUUGAUUGCCUUGUAACAUGUAUAAAGAGGUUGUUUUCAGCAGCAUGCUGUGUAUGACUUCACCCGUCACCUACCCUACAGCAAGUUUCAGGCUUUCAAAAUGAUAAUAAUGUAGAAAUAAUCAAUCUUGAAGGAGAAUAAAAACUCUCUGUUUUAAGAGUUCAAAUACAGACAUCAGUAUUAACUUCAGUGUGUUCACAGGAACUUUAAAUUGAAACGAGACAACAGAUACACAUCUGUACUGGAAUCAGUAUGCUUCAUUAUUUUCCAAUAGGUUGAUAUCUCUCAAAGGGGUAAAGUGAAACAUCGAUGCAUCCCUAGCUGAGACUAAAAGCCACCAGAGAAGAGCACAGUUUUUACAUCAGAUUGAAAAGAAGACAAUUAUGAAAAGCCAUAACAUUCAUUCUCAGCUUGAUUCACUAGUUACUGUGAAAACUUACCUCUACAAGUUCAGAGAGGUGUGCACAAUUUUACAAGUACCUAUGCUAGAAUGAAUGACAAUUUCUUACCUGGUUUUUAUACGGAAGUGAUAGAGUUAACUAAAGUAAUAUGAAGAAGCAAUAUAAGUCAUCCUACAUGAUGUUAAUGGCUUGAAUUUAUCACUACAUACAUGCAUGGGGACUGAAUCCUCCCCGUCUUUCCAUGAAAACAUUUCUUCCUUGUACUGUAGCUAUAAAAACAUAACUUUUUUACCUUUUAGAAAAUGAUCAUAAAACCAUACCAACAUCAUACAACCAGUGAACAUUUAAGCCUUUUCUAUGUACAGUUCAUCUCUCACAGGUUUAGUCACUUAAGCUGCACACACCAAACCUAAAUAAGCUAGGGGUUAUAUGUAGGGGGACUUGGGUUGGAAAUGGAUAUUAUGAGUAUUCUCCAGGAAAAGUAGUUGCUACUUGCAUGUUUGUUUAUGCUGCUAUCGAUGUAGAAUUGUCCCCUGUAGAAAUCCCUGUUUCUCCAUAUGCAUGCUUACGCAAAACGAUGCAUGAAUAGGACGAUACCAGUCUGCAGAGGUGCAACGUGUAGCAUCUGAAACAAUUUAAAAUGAACCUUACAGAGACAGCAUCCUAAAAUGUUAGCAUCCAAAGCUAAGAAUCAAGUGAAAAGUACAAAAAAAAUAAGAAAAAAAACACUCUAAAGACAGUUUUCAUGUUUUAAACUGUGUGUAUUGAAGCACACGGAGAAUUUGGAACAAUUAAAAAAUCACUGUAUCUAAAAAAAAAAAGAAAAGAAGUGGGUUGGAGGAUGCUAUAGCUGCUGCUCACUGAAAAAGGAGUUAAAGCCAUUCUCCAAACAAAUCUUAUAGAGAAGCAAUAAAUAAUCAAACGUUCUUUUAAAAUGUAAGUCCAGCUCAGGUUGGAUUCAGCCGAUCUGCACUGGGAGAUGUUGACAGUUGUAGGAAAGAAGAGAUAUGCGAAAGAGGAAAGCAAUAUGACGCACACUGACGUCAAGACACCACCUCUCUUCAAACACACGCAUACACACUGGUGGUGUGUGGGGACACUCACUGAUAUGAUUCAUUCUGCUUGCUAAGGCUAUGGGAGUACAAAGGAUACUGCACUGCUGAGCUCUUCACAUUGACCCCUGUACGGACACAGAACAUGCAGCGGGAAGUCUUUUGAUCUGACAAAUGAGUGCAAGCACGCUCUCAGUUUUUGCAGUUGGUUAACACUGGUUUAUAAAUAUUUGUAGAGAUUAUUAUAUGAACUGUUGUGGAUAAAAAGGCAAAGUUGCAUUUUGUAGUUUAAUAUUCAGAUGAUUACAAAAGGUACCCAAAGAUAUAAAGAGAUAGAUCAUGUGUUCCACACAAGGGAUGAUGAAAUUAUGAAUAAAGGGAAUCAACAAUA
Molecule: messenger RNA, 5553 nt
Organism: Labrus bergylta (ballan wrasse)
Lineage: Eukaryota; Metazoa; Chordata; Actinopteri; Labriformes; Labridae
Product: metal transporter CNNM1
Biological process (GO): transport; intracellular manganese ion homeostasis; magnesium ion homeostasis
Cellular component (GO): cytoplasm; plasma membrane
Molecular function (GO): transmembrane transporter activity
Source: RefSeq, a predicted model, not a curated record